AUGAGCCGGGCCCAGGUUGUUAGGCGCGAGCUCUGCGUUCAGCGCAUGAGGGAGAUCCACGAGCUGUCAAUGCUCGCCGCGGAGAACGUCGCCCAGCGACCGGGUUUCUUAGUCCGUUACCCUACCGUAGCUAGAUUAGUUGCAGACUUUAAAGCGGCCCAUCUUAAGAUUAUUCAAAACGCCUCGGACGAGGAGUUCGCCGCGGAGGAUAUGAUUCGGAGGGAGUUCGACACGAUGCGUUUCGGGGUGAUCGGUUGGUAUGAGAAGUUCGUGGGCGCGGACCACGCGUCCACCUCAAACCCUCAGGCGCCGGCUCGGGCGUCGUCGAUCAAACUACCCAAGAUCCCGCUCCCGCAGUUCGCGGGAGACCUCGCGCUUUGGCCCUCGUUUAUCGCGUUGUUCAACGCCUCGAUCCACGAAAGCCAAGACCUCUCCUCUAUGAAGAAGUAUCAGUACUUGGUGGCGUCGUUGAAAGGGGAGGCGCUCAAUGUCGUAAAAAACCUCCCCCUCUCUGCCGACAAUUACGCGAUUGCUUACGACGCUCUGGUUUCGCGAUACCAGAACAAGCGCGACUUGACGGAUUACCACGUGGACUCGAUGUUGAACGCCAAGCCGUUGAAAUCGGAAUCGGCCGCCCCCCUGCGCACGCUAUUAGAUACGUUCGUCGAGAACACGCGGGCGUUAAGCUUAUUAGGGUUUCCUACGGACGCCUGGGACUACCUCCUUCUCAAGUUCUUGCUAGGGAAACUCCCUCGUUCGCUGCGAGAAAAAUUCGAGUCCGAGCAUCGGGCCGAAGAGAUGCCCAAAUAUACGCAACUCAUAAAAUUCCUCACCGAGCAUUGCCGAGUUCUCGCGUCCGUGUCGGGCAUAUCAAGCUUCGCGCAAUCGCCGUCGUCUGCGCUGAAGGGUUCCGCAUCAGCCUCGGCGUUUGUGACGAACACAAAAGACUGCCCGGUGUGCCAAGGGCAACAUAUUGUUUACAAGUGCCCGCAAUUUCUGAAACUGUCCCCUAGGGAAAGACACUCCACGGCGAAGACCGCGAACCUGUGCAUUAAUUGCCUCCGCGCGGGUCAUGGCACCGAUAACUGCUCGUCGACAGGGACGUGCCGGUCAUGCCGGAAUAAGCACCACACGCUGCUACAUUUUGAGCGGAGUGCGAACUCAGCGAGCACCCCCGCGAGCGACGAAUCCGCGAACGAGCAAACUUCGCCGCCGCCAAAGAGCGAGCCCCUCGUCACUAUGACGAGCACGGUAAGGUCAAAUUCGGUCGUAUUGUUGUCGACCGUACAAGCCGAGGCCAUCGACAUCCACGGAAACCCCUUUCCGGUUCGCGUCCUCCUCGAUAGCGCCAGCCAGCUGAAUUUUGCUUCCAAAAGCUGUAUGCAAAGGGGCGGUUUUAGUCGGACAAAGCACCGUACCGUGGUGUUGGCGGUCAAUAAUACAAAGGCGGCAGCCACUCGAGGCAACACCUUGUUUGUAAUCCGGGCGCGAGGCCGGGACGACAUCCGCCUCCCGAUAGAGGCUACGAUUCUUCCGCGUAUCGCCGGCCAACUGCCUAACAGUCAGGUAGAACGAGGAGCAUGGGAACAUCUUGAGGGAUUGAGGCUUGCCAAUCCGCUGUACCAUCAACCCGGUCCCGUCGAUAUACUGCUUGGGGCGGAGAACUUCGCGUCGCUACUUCGGGACGGUCGUCGGGUGGGAAGGAAGGGCGAACCGGACGCGUUUAAUACGGUCUUCGGCUGGGUCCUGGUCGGCGCCGUGUCGGCACAGGCACCUCAGUCUACCCACUCAUUUGUUACACUCGAGUCCUUAGACGCAUCGCUUAGCCGUUUCUGGCAGUUGGACGAGAUCCCCACGGCUUUGCCGUACUCGCAAGAAGACAGACGUUGCGAAGAACUGUUCGCGCGGACCACGUGUCGGGACCCUGCAUCUGGCCGGUUCGUGGUAUCAUAUCCCUUCACAAAGGAUAACCCUUGCUUCGUCGGUACGAGGGAACUAGCACUAAAGAGAUUUCGCGCGCUCGAGCGCCGUUUCAAAUUAGACCCAGACUUCAAAACAAAUUACGUUAAGUUCAUGAAGGACUAUUUAGAUAACGGUUACAUGAAACCGAUUGGGCAGCCGUUCCCAGCGGACGGACGCGUCUUCUAUCUACCCCAUCAUGGGGUACUCAAGGCCGAUAGCACGACCACGAAAUUACGCGUCGUAUUUGACGCAUCGUCUAGGGACCUAAACGGUGUCUCGCUGAAUCAGGUAUUGCAAUCCGGUCCAAAACUACAAGCGGAUAUAUUCGUAAUAUUGUUGAGAUUCCGAAUCGGCCGCGUGGCGCUUACCGCGGACGUUAAACAGAUGUUUCUUUGA
Molecule: messenger RNA, 2358 nt
Organism: Temnothorax curvispinosus
Lineage: Eukaryota; Metazoa; Arthropoda; Insecta; Hymenoptera; Formicidae
Exons: 1
Coding region: 1-2358 (785 amino acids)
Source: RefSeq, a predicted model, not a curated record